AUGGCACGCGCUUUCACAGGUUUCGGUGCCAUAAUUUCACCAGAAUCCGCAUUAUUUCUCGCCUCAGCCGGUAGCGCCGGUCGGUCGGAUGUGAGCUGUCCGGUGAAGCAGGUCCCUACAGGGAAGAAGCAGGUUCCUCUGAACCCAGAAGCGAGCGCUGGAGUUCAGGCCAAGCCGGGCUCCUUCCCCACUCUGCUGGUUCCCAGCAGCGAGUUUGAACCCAGCAACUCUCACAUGGUCAAGUCUUACUCGCUACUCUUCAGAGUAUCGAGGCCCGGUUACCCCCGAACGCAGAUCAACGGCCUGGCUAACGGAGAGAAUCACCACAACAGAGAUUUUGCAGAGGAAGUGGUAAACAGGAAGAGGAGGAGCUCCUCUCUCAGGGAGGAGGGAGAAACCACAUUUGUGGCUCAGAUGACUGUCUUUGAUAAAAACAGACGACUGCAGCUGUUAGACGGCGAGUAUGAAGUGUCCAUGCAAGAGAUGGAGGAGUGUCCCGUCAAUAAGAAGAGGGCAACCUGGGAGACCAUCAUGGACGGAAAGCGCUUGCCUCCGUUUGAGAGUUUCUCGCAGGGUCCCACCCUGCAGUUCACCCUGCGCUGGACCAGCGACUCCUCUGACCGCUCCACUGCACCUGUGGCCAAACCUCUGGCCACCCGCAACUCUGAGACCAACCAGGACACCAGACCCAGCACUCUGAGAGCCACACACACUCUGGCUGUUAAAGAAUCCAUAAAUGCAGACGUGCAGACGAGAAGAGAACAAAUCUCAGCCGAACCCCGACAGAAACUGCGCAUCUUCUACCAGUUCCAGUACAACAACAACACGCGGCAGCAGACGGAGGCCAGAGACGACCUCCACUGCCCCUGGUGCACCCUCAACUGCAGGAAGCUCUACAGUCUGAUCAAACACCUCAAACUGUCUCACUCCCGCUUCAUCUUCAACUACGUGCCCCACCCUAAAGGAGCGAAAGUCGAGGUCUCUAUCAACGAGAGUUACGAUGGUUCGUAUGCAGGAAACCCGCAGGACAUCCACAACCAGCCGGGCUUCGCCUUCAGCAGGAACGGCCCGGUGAAGAGGACCGCCGUCACCAACAUUCUCGCCUGCAGACCUAAGAGGACGAAGGCGAGUCUGUCGGAGUUUCUGGAGCCGGAGGACAGCGAUCGGGAGCAGCAGAGGCCGCACAUCAGCGGACACAACCGCCUCUACUUCCACAGUGACAGCUGCGUGCCGCUGCGGCCUCAGGAGAUGGAAGUGGACAGCGAGGACGAGCGGGACCCGGACUGGCUGAAAGAGAAGACUGCCAAGCAAAUCGAAGACUUCACUGACGUCAACGAGGGGGAGAAGGAGAUCAUGAAGCUGUGGAACCUCCACGUCAUGAAGCACGGCUUCAUCGCGGACAACCAGAUGAACGAGGCCUGCCUGCUGUUCGCCGAACGCAACGCCGCCCACAUCGUCAAACACAACCUCUUUCGCAACUUCCUGCUGCACCUCAUCAGCAUGCACGACUUCAACCUGGUCAGCACGAUGACCAUCGACCAGGCCAUGGCCCGCCUCCGCCUCACCCAGAACCAGGCCCGCCAGAAAGACAGGGAGGACGACGACGAGGAAGAGGAAGAGGAGGACUGGGAGACGGCCGUGGAGUCCCAGCCGGAGCUGGAUCCAGAUCCAGAUCUUGAUCCAGUAGAGUAUAAACCCUGCAGUGAUGAGACUAACAACGGCUGCCUGGAGAAUGGAAACCAGCAGCGUGAGAAGCAGCAGGAGGAGGAGGAAGAGAAGGAGGAGGAAGAGGAGGGUGGAGGAGCUGCGACAGAACGGUUGACCAAGCAGAAACUCUGUGGCUCCGGUUCGGUUUCAAACUGACAUCAAUCAGAGACACACAAACAGGAUUGUGGUUGUAAAAUGGAGGCUUCAGGCCAGAAUCUAUGAACAGGAACAGACACAGGUUUACUGCAGGGAUUCUGUUUCACAGGGCAGAUUACUUCAACAACAUUUACAUAGAAGAGAGGCGUUUAUCAUUUCAUAACUAAAGACAGGAGUUUAGAAAAACUUGAACAAAAAAACAAAAUGUUCUUGUUGUUCUGUGUCAAGUGUCCUGAUAUGUAACCGGGUUUAAUCUCAGUCCAUCACUCUGCUGCAACCGUUUCCUGUCACGUCCAACCCAACACGUUUAUUAACAACAAAACUACGGAGAAAGCACAACUCCAGUCUGAACGGACUCAAAAGAGGAAAUCCAGUUUAAUUCUUAAAAAGGCUCAGUCAUUGAACUAAAACAGCUGCUCGCUGUAGUCAAACAAACGGGAGGAAUCGCUCUGACCUUCAGCUUGGCCACUGCUUUGUGCUCGCUCCGUAGUUUCGGUAACAAUGUAAAUGGGUUCAUCGUCUACAUAUAGCUACACACCACCAAAGGUUUUCUUUAUCACCCAGUGUGUUUACAUCCAUGUUAGUGUCACAGAUUGUUUGAUCAGGUGUCUGAUAAGCUGCCCAGGACUCCUACUGGUUUUCCAGGUGUGUAAUGUGGUUUCCAAUCAGGUCUUCAAGUCUUUAAAAAGGUCUCUGGGUCUCUGAUCGGGCGUCCAGGUCUCUUUACAGUCUCACACAACUGCAUUCUCCAUCUGAUCAUCAAUAUCUCUGAAUAUUUAUUAUAUCAUUGAUUUUUAUAAAGUCUUGAGUCGAACACAAACCCGCUCAGACAGGUGUGAUCGGAUCCUGAAUCAGGUGUCGGGUGUCUGAGUUUCUGUUUACACAUGCAGAGGACUCAGGAGGACUCACCUGGGACCCAGACGCUGUCCUCCGGUGCAGUUCCUGCUGCUGGUGCUACAUCUUUUUACUCCUUAGAAGCUCAUCUGGAUCUCCUCUCUCACAGCGACCUCUACUGCCAGCACACCAACGCCAAGACGCAUCGUUGAUGCUUCUUUUGUUUAAACAGACUUGUUUUUUCUACACUUUUACAAACAGACAUUAAACCGUGUCCCACUUCACCUUUUGAAAUCCACAAUUAUCUUUGUGUGCUACUCAUUUAGAGUUAUCUCUGAGACUGAAGUCUAGAAGUGGAGAUCUUUUGAUUUCUCACUCGUACUGAAACAGUCCUUUGAGCAGUCUGAACCGUCACAGAUCUGAACUGUUUCUCCAGGUGGUGGUUUCAGUUUUUUUGGCGUGAGGAAUUGCUGCUUUUUGUUUUAGCUUUUGGGGGUUUUGGGGACUGCUGGUCUCACAAGGGCUCUGGGAACUGCCGCGUUUUCCCCUUAAUUUAUCAUCUAAAUGAUUAAUUUGCUAAAUAGCUGCAGCUCACAUUCAGAGGAGGCGGAGCCUGGAACUGCACACAGGUGAAGCUAUCAACAUGAACUGAAGAACUUUCUCUGGUUUUGGUUUAUUUCUCCUGUUGCUACGCCUGCAGUCAUGUACAUAAGACUAAUAAUGUAGCUGAACUCCACCCGGGACAUUUUAUAGCAGAGUUUAUCGGUUAGUAUCGACCUGUUACCAUGUAAUUUAUUAGCCACAAAACAGGACCCUGCUACUAGGAUAGAGUCAUCGCCUACUCUAACCUGAGCCAGGCCAGACAAUAAUGAUAGAAAUUAAGAUUGGUACCCGGUAACUUCAGGAAUCUGUAUCGCGAGAAAAAACGGCAUCAGAACCUAUUUUAUAGUUUGUUAGACCAAAGGGGAUGGAUUCGCUGCAGAUUUCUCCACUCUUGUUUCUUCUCUCCUGUGAAAAUGUCUUGGUUUUUGUUGUUAAAAAAAUAGAUUUCUGUAAAGCAGACUCUGAAUCACCAUCUGACCUGGUAUCACUGCCUUGAAAUGUUCUCAGAAAGCACAAUGUGCAGGUGCUGCAUUGUUUUUUAGCUUAUUGUUCCAUAUUGAACCGACUGGCAUUGAUCGAGUGCAGGAACUGAGGUUUGAUGGGAGGAGUUGGAUUUCUUUGUGACCUCGCUCUUUAAAAGCUUUAUCCAGCGUGCAGAGAUCUGGUUUGUUGUGCAGAACCCACUGUAGAUUUUUUUUUCUUCAUUCAAAUGAGACCAGCAGCAUUUUGCACAAGAUGGGAGGAGCCAUUCAAGAAAACAAGACUUUUCUUCAACAAUUUAUGUAAAACCAGCUUGACGUUGUGAACUUGAGUUGAGUCAAAAUGGUUUUCUAUUAAAAGAACAAUUUUGUACUAUAA
Molecule: messenger RNA, 4158 nt
Organism: Morone saxatilis (striped sea-bass)
Lineage: Eukaryota; Metazoa; Chordata; Actinopteri; Moronidae
Product: polycomb protein suz12-like
Exons: 11
Coding region: 1-1863 (620 amino acids)
Cellular component (GO): nucleus; ESC/E(Z) complex
Molecular function (GO): chromatin DNA binding
Source: RefSeq, a predicted model, not a curated record